Molecule: messenger RNA, 798 nt
Organism: Bipolaris maydis ATCC 48331
Lineage: Eukaryota; Fungi; Ascomycota; Dothideomycetes; Pleosporales; Pleosporaceae
Gene: RED2
Molecular function (GO): oxidoreductase activity, acting on the CH-OH group of donors, NAD or NADP as acceptor
Source: RefSeq, a predicted model, not a curated record
AUGUGGAAAAUUGAGUCAUUUCUUUUAUCGAAGCUAUUCCUCUGUAUCGCUCUCUGCACAGCAUAUGUGGCUUUCAGCUCGGCCAUGAUGGAACCGGGCUUAUGGCUGCUGUCCCGACCCAUAGUCCCACUAAAUAGGACUUCGACUGUAUUCGGCCUCACGAUCGUGGCCAUUGGACUUUCAGCUCUGAGCUCAUGGCUAUCCAAGCUAACCCUAAACAACUUUACAAGCGAUGAUUCUUGGGAUUGGUCGCAAGAAAUUGUUGUUGUGACUGGGGCUUCAAGUGGUAUUGGUGCAGAGAUUGUUCGUCUUCUUGCCGAGCUGUCUAUUAAGACUUUUAUCCUAGACCCUGUUCCUCCAGAUAAUUCUGUCUUGAAAAAUGGUUCCGUUCACUACUACAAAGUCGAUAUAACGAAACCGAAAGAAGUUAGCGCUGCUGCAAGGGAGAUUCAAGUCAAGUUUAGUUCCCCUACCGUGCUUAUAAACAACGCAGGUGUAGGGCUAGCUAAAAACCUACUUGAUGAGAAUGAGACAGAGCGUCGACAUUUAAUGAACGUAAACUUAUUGUCGCAGUUUACAACAGUACAAGAGUUUCUUCCAGCUAUGAUAGAAAAAAAUCACGGCCAUAUUGUUACAAUGGCUAGUUCAGCUAGUUAUAUCUCUUCACCACAAAUCGUGUCAUAUGCAGCCUCAAAAGCAGCGCUCGUAGGUUUCCACGAAGGUCUAGGCAUUGAAUUGGUAAAGAGAUAUAAUGCAAAAAAGAUUAGAACCACGUUAGUUUUUGCCCCCCUACUAUGA